This is a messenger RNA of Fonsecaea erecta, 1305 nucleotides long. RefSeq lists its product as hypothetical. Gene Ontology annotation, biological process: attachment of spindle microtubules to kinetochore. The transcript is spliced from 3 exons. Lineage: Eukaryota; Fungi; Ascomycota; Eurotiomycetes; Chaetothyriales; Herpotrichiellaceae. The record is from RefSeq and is a predicted model, not a curated record. Gene Ontology annotation, cellular component: mitotic spindle pole body; mitotic spindle; DASH complex. Bases 1 to 1305 code for a protein of 434 amino acids.
AUGUCUCAUGCAAGCUCUGCUACUCAGCCAAGAGCCCUGACACUGACUGAAGAACUUGAAAAACUCGAACAGUCCAUCACAUUGACUCUGCAAGAAAUCGACCACAACUUCAGUCGAGCACACCGUAUAGUGACAUCGAGCAUCCUACCCAUCGUUGAGCAAUAUGCCACACAUUCAAAGGAGGUCUGGGAAGGGUCAAGAUUCUGGAAGCAAUUCUUCGAAUCGAGCGCCAAUGUGUCCCUGUCAGGCUACGAAGAGCAGCAUUCGCAUUUGGAAAAUACAGAGACCACAGUUAGCGAAGACACCAACACCAUGACACACAGCACCUUGGAGACAUCGCAGUCUUACGAGACUCCUUCGGCCCAGCACAUCUCAACAGACUCAAUCCAGGACCUUGAUUUCUCAAACAUGACCAUGUCGCCCUCCAAGAGCAGCACUCCACGGCCCAACCUCACGCAGAAGUUUCAGAAGCAAGGCAAUGCCACCUUUGCGGACUACCCAUCGCCGUACGAGGCCUUGCGACAAGAAGUCCACAGUACAGUUGUCGACACCACGUCACUCAACCAACCGACCAUGCCUGAAACUCCUGGUGGCCGACCAGUUUUUGCCAUGGACAGUAUUACCGUUGGAACACCAGAAUCCUCGCCGUUUCUACCUCCUCGGCCGACUUCGAUCCCGCGCCCAUCCACCGCCCGCAAAAGAACAGAUCCUCUCCUUCACCGUAUGCUGGACAGAAAUUACCGUGUUCAAGCAACACCGCUCACAAGUCAGCGUUACACAAGUCUGCAAUCAACAACUCGUGCUACGCCGUCCACCGCGAAACGUGCUCGAUCGGCGACACUCAACGAGUCAUCGUUAUCAUCGAGCCCGGAAGCGCCUCCUCCUGAGCUCCACCCGGAGAUCUUCUCCUCACCUGAACGCAGGAGACCCAUUCCCGGCGUCAGCGUUCUAACACCAUCACGGGCACGGUCAAAAUCUCAACCAUUAAAGGCUCCAGCCCGUACGCCGGGGAUCUGGGACAGUGACGACGACGACCUUGAUGACGACGUGCUCUUCGACCAAUCUCCGCCAAAGACCAUGCAAUUCCACAUCCCUCAAAAUCGUCUGCUGAAAACUCCAGCCAAGGAAGCGUCAAAGCGGAUAGUCGAGGACAUUCUCACCAACGCUGGGAUCGAUUACGGCGAGGAAGAGAUCGAUUUCACCCAAGAGUUAGACACCCAGGGGUUUGAAAUGGACGUCAGCGGAGAGCCGACCAGCCCGAGUAUGGUCCGCAGAGCUAUGAAUAUCGAGGAUGAGACGUUUUGA